Spizellomyces punctatus DAOM BR117 is the source of this 1406-nucleotide messenger RNA. RefSeq lists its product as uncharacterized. Lineage: Eukaryota; Fungi; Chytridiomycota; Chytridiomycetes; Spizellomycetales; Spizellomycetaceae. The record is from RefSeq and is a predicted model, not a curated record. The transcript has 9 exons. Bases 212 to 1336 code for a protein of 374 amino acids.
GGAUUUGGAGGGAGGGACUUCAGCAUUUGCGGUACUCUACUCGUGCUUGUGUGUCGUGCUUGUGUGUGGGUGCGGGUAGUGUCGUUUUGUCGUUGAGGUUUGCACUCUCCCAGGCCAUGGAGGUGGGGCCAUCCACAAUCGUGUCUGGUGGUCUGGACAUGAGCGUUCCACAACCAAAUACGCGAUCUCGGUUUUGCAUCUCAGCAGCACCAUGAUACUUUCACCUCUCCUGCGUCGAAAUCUUCAAGAGUGGGGGUUUCCACCUGCACAAUUAAUAUCUAAUAGCGGCGCAGAAAGCGCACCUGUCCCGUCAGACGUCUUCAAACCAGUUGCAGAAUUUCUUCUCCUAAGAUUUGAACCUUCUUUGAAGAGAAUAUGCGACGACAGAGGAGUACCAGAUUCACAGAGGCUACCAUUUAUGGCGUCCUUGAUGGGACUUCGCGAUAAUUUGGAAACCGAAUUAUUUGAGGAUACAAGCAGGUUGGCAGAGCGUCAGCACUUUCUGGAAACUCUCUCCUCAAUGGUGCGGAUGAACGGCUCUAUAAAAAAUAAUACGGACGCAGAUGCUUCUCUCGAUACUGCGGAGCCGCGCAAGAGUGGGAUAUCAGUCAGUGCCAUAGAUCUAGAUACUCAGCUUGCUGAGGAUUGCCACUUGCUGGACAUUUUCUGCAACUCGCAUCUGCCUGUGGCCACUUCUACCGAAUGCAAUGUUUUUGAUAAAAAUGUCUUUAACGAAGCAGUUGGUAACGCUGCAAUUGAUGAAUUCGAUUCAUCAACACUGCGUCUUUUGAGCGACCGGAUAAGCAAUGAACAACAGACUCUGCGUCUCGCCACCGACGACCUGCAUGCCAAACAAAUAUUGGUUGACAGGGAUGCGCAGGAUUACUCUUCGCCAGAGUUUAUAUCCCAACUACAAGCGCUUGCUUUGAGUGUUACCGCACAAUUAACGCAAAUGGCAAGUCUUUUGGAAGUGGAGGUGAUGCCUUCGAAGGCAAACAGUCCUGGGAGCGUCAGAGCUGUACCAGGGCUCGGUCAAGCCGUGUCAGCAGCCCAUGCGCAGAACCACGUAUUUGAAAAGAUUCUACAUCAUGUGCAUGCGAUUAAGGAGUCCCACGAAGCGAGUUUGCAGGCACUGCAGGUUCUCGAGUCAAAUCAACUGUCGCCCGAUAAUUCCAUCGCAGAAUCCAGAUCACCGGGGACAAGCGCAGCUGUCGAAGAAUUGCUAUCGAGACUGCAAGAAUCUCUUUCUCUGCGGGAGGAGAUACUAGAUGAUAUGCGCAAGCUGGAGGGAAUGGCGCUGGAGGGAACGAGAACUGAGUCGCCAAUUCCGUUGUAAUUUUGUUAACUAGAGAUACUUAAAGCACGAGUAACUAGCUCAUGCUUAAUGUACAUUACUUUUGACCUGG